Funneliformis caledonium is the source of this 900-nucleotide messenger RNA. The record is from the annotation of a GenBank genome assembly. NCBI's taxonomy places the organism in Eukaryota, Fungi, Glomeromycota, Glomeromycetes, Glomerales, Glomeraceae.
AUGGCUCACGUCAAAGAAAAAUUAUCAUCAUUAUAUGAUGAUUCAUUUUGGGUAAAGGUAAAAGUAAAUGGAAAAAUUAUUUAUGGAUUAAUUGACACAGGUUGUACAAUUACAAGUAUUAGUAGUAACCAUCUUAAAGAUAUUGGAUAUAAUAAUAAAGAUAUCUAUGGUGAAAAAUCGUCUUCAAAUACCGCUGGAGGAAAUACUAUCGAAACAUUGGGUAAAAUCAAAGUCGAACCAAAAUUUGGAAACGAAAAAUACAAAAAGAAAAUGGAAUGGGACGUAAUGAAGCAAAAAUCUGAAAAUCCACAAUUAUUAAUUGGAUAUGAUUUUUUUAAAAAAAGUUCAAAUGAUGUACUCAAUAAAGAAUUAAGUAUGCUUAAAAAAAGAAUUGAAAAUAAACAAGGAGAACUGAUUAUAACAUUACAAAAUUACGGAGAAAAUGAUUCACAAAUUAAAAAAAGACAAUUUUUCUCACGCCGUCAAUACAACCUUCGAAAUCAAGAAGAAGAAAUAAGACAACAAAAAAUAGAUGAACUUGAUAUUGAAAAUCACAGGCUUCGACAACUAUUAAAUUCCUCUUUGUCUCAAGUGGAUAGCUUAUCUAAUGAAAUUCAUCAUUUAUCUUCUCAUUUAUCUCGUAAUAGACGUCGAUAUCGAGACCUUGAAGUAGAAUACGAAAGCCUUCUUUUCCAAUAUAACUGUGCAAGAGCUGAUGUUAAUCGCCUCCAAAGUUAUGAAGAUGUCCAAUCAGUUCAAAAUCUCCAGAAUAAUUUAGAUCAAAUCCAAAGAAACUUUAGAAGAAUAUUGGAGCAACUUCAUCAGAGAAAGAGAGAUGUCGUUUGCAUUUUGCCUGUCAUAGAACUACGCUUUGUCGUUGCCUUUUUGGCCGUUCUAUAG